AAACCGAACAGUAGGUGGCGCAAUAGCUGCAUAAUUGGUACGAAGUUCAAACUUCAACUCGAAGUUCAAGUUCGAAUUCAUUCGAUUUCUCGUCUAACUAAGUAUGGCUACAAGUUCCGGAGGUGCACAGAAGGACAAUAAGUUUCAGUUUAGGGAGCUGGAUAGGAUAUGUGCGUCUUUAAAGAACAGUGAGGUGCAAGAUUUGCUGAUGAAAUGGGGAAUGAAGGGUCGGAUGUUUGUGCAGUAUUUCAGCUAUGACCAAUUAUUUCAAGCUUAUCAGAAGGAUGACUUUAUUUUGGAUUUCUUCAAAGACCCCAUUGUCAUGGCAACCCUAGGUACACUAUCAGACAGUGGAUCUUGGGGUCCUCCUGGAUUCGCAGCAGAGAAGGUGGAGGUUGUGCAAGUUCCUUGUUCUGUGACCUCGAUGACCUUCUUUGAUCGUCUAGAGGGGGAGGAGCUUGUGAGAGAAGGUGGCCGCAUCGUCAAGUGCUUUGAUGAGUUUUACGAGGAUUUCACGAUAUCGGAUGAAGUCAGAAAGAUGAUUCUCCUUGAAGAUUCUGAUAAUUACGAGGUCUACUCUGAGCUGGAGAGGGAGCAGUUUCUCUUCCGCCUCUUUGAGCAUCUAUGUCUUGGUGGAUCUCUGUGCCAGUAUGAGGAUAGCAUCACACCCUACCUGGAUACCACUAAACUACUCUACAAAGAUCUUGUCAGUGUCCAGAAGGAUUCAUCCACCAAAGAACUGAGGGUCAUAUCCCAUGUAUUCAAGGUGAAAGCAUGGGAUAAAGACAAUUACCAGUUUUACCCUUGUGACCAAGAUCAUCGGCAGACCUUUGCAUACUUCAUCGUAGAUCCCCUGAAAAGACAUGUCGGUGUUCUCUACCAUCGCUUUGGGAGUGGUGUCUUCACAUAACCCCAGCCAGCAUAUGUUCUCCAGCAUUGAACUUUAUGAAAGUGUGAACAGUUUUUGCAGAUUCGUCGUCCAUUUGGAAGCGCAUAGAGAGGUUAUUCAUAAUGUGUUAUGGGCAUACAAGAACUGUCUGUUAUUAUUAUUUCCUAUAUAGAGUUGCUUACAUAGAUGUACACAUUGUCCAUCAUUGGUGGGGGAGUGGUGUCUUAUUACACGCAAUUUGGUUGGAAAAGACCAUUGGCAGACCUUUACAUACUUUGAGAAGACAAGUCAGUGUUCUCCACCAUCUCUUUGGGAGCGGUGUCUUUACAUAACACCCUGCAUAUGAUUGCCUGUAUGGUAUCGUGGCUCAUUCCCUUUUAGCAGAUGCUGACGUGCAUCAACCAUCUUAGUUAACAGAGCGUCCACCUCACAAAGGGAAGUUUGGAAGUUCUAGCCCCUGCCGAGUCAGACCAGAAGAUGUUAAAAGAUGAGAGUUGCUACCUCCCUGUCUGGUGUAAUGAUUCAAGGGAUAGAUAAAAUUUGAUCUGGCAAUGCUCAGCGACUGCUGGGUUCACGAUCAAUUGGGCAAAAUUAAUUUUUUAAGAUUUCUAUUUCUGAUUUCUAUUUCAAACAAUAUAAAUUAUUAUUAUUACCUGUAUGGAUAAUCCAUCAUUGGUUGAAGAGUGGCGUCUUAUCACCCGAAAUUGGAUGGAAAAGACAUUAGAUAGUAGGCCUACUACACAACAAAUUAGAUGCAUCCGAGAAUGAAUCAAAAAGGGUAGGCCAGGCUUCGCGAUCUGAUAUGAAACUUGGAGGCUGUUCUCACUACGUUCCUAAAACUAGUUUACUGGAAACUAGUUUAGUGGAAACUAGUUUAACGCGUAGU
Molecule: messenger RNA, 1775 nt
Organism: Lytechinus variegatus (green sea urchin)
Lineage: Eukaryota; Metazoa; Echinodermata; Echinoidea; Temnopleuroida; Toxopneustidae
Product: cilia- and flagella-associated protein 300-like
Exons: 7
Coding region: 104-910 (268 amino acids)
Source: RefSeq, a predicted model, not a curated record